CAAGAUUAAAUAUGAUUCGGUCUGAAAGCUGCAGGGCACGUUACCUCAGCAGCUUCUGCCUUGCCGCCACCACGGCUGCAAGUGCAUUUCCUGCUCUUUGUACGACCGCAGCUAUACGUGGCAGCGCCACUAGCAACAGCCGUGCAGCCUUCCGCAGCUGCGCACCACCUAGGUGCACUAGGGGCACCAGCACCAGCACCAGGACACACGCAAGCACAGCUGACUGCGGCCCGAUGACUGGUGACUGCGGAGCCUUGGAGGUGGUCCGGGUGCCUUGCCUGUCGGACAAUUACGUCUGGCUGCUGCGGGAGCCCACUAGCGGUCGCACCGCAGUGGUCGAUCCCGCGGAGCUGCAUCCGGUGGUUUCAGAGCUGGAGCGCAGGGGCUGGGUCCUGGACGCCAUCCUCAACACGCACCACCACUGGGACCACGUGGGGGCGAAUCUGGACCUCAAGCGCCGCUUCCCCAGCUGCGAUAUCGUGGGCCCACGGGCGGAUAAGGACCGCAUCCCGGGAAUAGAGGUGCAGGUGGGCGAGGGUGACUCCUGGCAUCUCGGGUCACUGGAGGUGCGGGUGUUCGACACGCCGGGUCAUACACGGGGCCACAUCACCUACUGGGUGCCGCAGGCGGGAGCGCUCUUCCCCGGCGACACGCUGUUCGCUCUGGGCUGCGGGCGGCUGUUCGAGGGCUCCCCCCGCCAAAUGUGGUCCUCACUCUCCAAGCUUCUGGCGCUACCAGACCACACGCGGGUCUAUUGCGCACACGAGUACACCGCAGCCAAUGCGCGGUUCGCGAUGACAGUGGACCCGGACAACCCCCAGCUGGCGGAUCGGAAGAUGCGGGUGGAUGCGGCCAGGGCAAAGGGCGAGGCUACCGUGCCCAGCACCCUGGGGGAAGAGAAGGCCACCAACCCCUUCCUCCGACCCGGAGCCCCCUCCGUACGCAAGAACAUGGGACUGGGGCCCGCAGCGGAGGACUGGGAGGUCUUCGCGGCGGUCAGGGCGGCGAAGGACAGGUUCUGAUCCGGGGGGUGCAUGAGGGUGCAUGAGGGCCCGUAUGCUGUGUGUGCCCGCGUGGUCAAGUGGCGCGAAUCAUGUGGCUGGUAUGGGCGCCAGCCCAGUUGCCUGAACGGGCUCACAUCGCGCAGUCGGUUGGUUAAAAUCUAAACGGUGCACGGAUCAUUCGAAACUCUUAUCGGCUAUAAAAGCAGCUUGGGAAGAAUUUUCUGGAGGGUUAUGAACCAACGGACUUAUUGAGUUGGAGGGGAAAUGCAGCACAGGGACAUAUGAGCAGGUUGUCUUCUUGAGCUGGUGUUGCAAUGGCAGUUGGCCGGAGUGAACGAUAUGGACCGAGACCUCGUGGCUUCGAGUUGGGGACAGUACGAGUUGGCGCCAGAAGCCAGGCGCUGCCUACAGGAUGGAAGGGGCAGGGACGAAGGGACGCGGUGCAUGGCAGUACCAGCAGAUUGCUCUCUGCAAACCCUCGAGACACAUUCCGCCCUUGUAAUGCCCGUCGUCCCUU
Volvox carteri f. nagariensis is the source of this 1521-nucleotide messenger RNA. RefSeq lists its product as uncharacterized. The transcript has 6 exons. Gene Ontology annotation, molecular function: hydroxyacylglutathione hydrolase activity. NCBI's taxonomy places the organism in Eukaryota, Viridiplantae, Chlorophyta, Chlorophyceae, Chlamydomonadales, Volvocaceae. The record is from RefSeq and is a predicted model, not a curated record. The coding region runs from base 12 to 1022 and encodes 336 amino acids.